GCUGGCCAAAACCUUUGAUAUCUCCGCGGCGGGGUCGCUCUCCUCUCCCUUGCCUUUCCCCGAAAUUGCGUGGUGGAGGCCUCGCAUCGCUCCCCACCCGUCGUCACCCGUGCCGUAGCCUCACGGGACUCUUCUCCCUUUAAAUCCCCAUCCCCUCCCGUCUCCUCCACCACUCAUCCAAUCCUCCCUGCCAAGCGAGCCCCAGAAAGUUUCCGAUCGAAUCGAAGCCAAGGCUUUCUCGUCCUCCGAGAUGCAGAUCUUUGUGAAGACCCUCACCGGCAAGACCAUCACCCUUGAGGUCGAGUCCUCUGACACGAUCGACAACGUCAAGGCGAAGAUCCAGGACAAGGAGGGCAUCCCUCCGGACCAGCAGCGCCUCAUCUUUGCUGGCAAGCAGCUUGAGGACGGUCGCACCCUCGCUGACUACAACAUCCAGAAGGAGUCCACCCUCCACCUGGUGCUNCGCCUCAGGGGUGGUAUGCAGAUCUUCGUGAAGACCCUCACCGGCAAGACCAUCACGCUUGAGGUCGAGUCAUCGGACACCAUCGACAAUGUGAAGGCGAAGAUCCAGGACAAGGAGGGCAUCCCACCGGACCAGCAGCGUCUGAUCUUUGCUGGUAAGCAGCUCGAGGAUGGCCGCACUCUGGCGGACUACAACAUCCAGAAGGAGUCCACCCUUCACUUGGUGCUCCGCCUCCGUGGUGGCCAGUAAGUGCCUGGCCAUGGAGCUGCUUAUGUCUCUGGGCUCACAAGUCAGUUGUCUUUCUGUGUCCUUCGAUGGGAUUGUCAGCGUGUCCUCGUCUGGUCUGUUCUUUGUUGCUACCGUGCUGUGGUCUAGCGUUAUGUCUGGUUGUGUCUGAACUUGCUGCUGUUGUGCAGCAGAUUUGGAUGAACUUGAAAGAAUAAGUGAGCCCUGAACUUGUGCC
Molecule: messenger RNA, 926 nt
Organism: Triticum aestivum (bread wheat)
Lineage: Eukaryota; Viridiplantae; Streptophyta; Magnoliopsida; Poales; Poaceae
Product: polyubiquitin
Exons: 3
Coding region: 251-712 (153 amino acids)
Molecular function (GO): protein binding
Source: RefSeq, a predicted model, not a curated record